CCUCCCCUUUAAGGCGCACCGCCCUUUAACCGUGCGGCUGGCUGGCGGUGUGUGCGAGCGCCGUGCUUGUUGUGUUUGAGGUCUGGCUACAUUGUCAAUAUCACACGUUUUUGUGUAUCGAUGCGAAGCGAUGGGAAUACUGUAAAUAUGGCGAAGAAGCGGACUGCCCUGGCUCUGUUGUCUGUGGCUGGGUUACUGGCGACCUGCGACGGGUUGAAGUGCAACUGUACGGAGUGCGAGAAGACCGAUUUCCAGUGCGAGACGGAUGGCGCCUGCAUCGCCUCCAUCUCCAACAUCAAAGGGCAGGAGCACCUCGUCCGCACCUGCAUCCGCGCGGAAAAGCUGGUGCCGGCGGGACAGCCCUUCUACUGCCUGAGCGCCGAGGGGCUCCUCAACACGCACUGCUGCUACACCGACUUCUGCAACAGCGUCAACCUGCCGGUGCCCGCCGGUCAGGAGAGCCCGGGCUUCCCGGGGGCGGGCUGGGGCCCGGUGGAGCUGGCCGCGGUGAUCGCCGGCCCGGUGUUCCUGCUGUGCCUGGUCCUGAUCGUGGGCGUCUUCCUGUUCCAGCACCACCAGCGCGUCUACAGCCACCGGCAGCGGCUGGACGUGGAGGACCCCUCCUGCGACCACCUCUACCUGGCCAAGGACAAGACCCUGCAGGACCUGAUCUUCGACCUCUCCACCUCGGGCUCCGGCUCCGGGCUGCCCCUCUUCGUGCAGCGCACGGUGGCGCGCACGAUCGUGCUGCAGGAGAUCAUCGGGAAGGGCCGCUUCGGCGAGGUGUGGCGCGGGAAGUGGCGCGGCGGGGACGUGGCGGUGAAGAUCUUCUCGUCCCGCGAGGAGCGCUCCUGGUUCCGCGAGGCCGAGAUCUACCAGACCAUCAUGCUGCGGCACGAGAAUAUCCUGGGCUUCAUCGCCGCCGACAACAAGGACAAUGGCACCUGGACCCAGCUCUGGCUGGUGUCGGAUUACCACGAGCACGGCUCCCUCUUCGACUACCUGAACCGCUACUCUGUCACCAUCGAGGGCAUGAUCAAGCUGGCGCUGUCCGCCGCCAGCGGCCUGGCGCACCUGCACAUGGAGAUCCUGGGAACGCAGGGCAAGCCUGGCAUCGCCCACCGCGACCUCAAGUCCAAGAACAUCCUGGUGAAGAAGAACGGCACCUGCGCCAUCGCCGACCUGGGGCUGGCCGUGCGGCACGAGUCUGUGACCGACACCAUCGACAUCGCGCCCAACCAGCGCGUGGGCACCAAGCGGUACAUGGCCCCCGAGGUCCUGGACGAGACCAUCAACAUGAAGCACUUCGACUCCUUCAAGUGCGCGGACAUCUACGCCCUGGGGCUGGUGUACUGGGAGAUCGCACGCCGCUGCAAUGCUGGCGGCAUCCAUGAGGAGUACCAGCUGCCCUACUAUGACCUGGUGCCCUCUGACCCCUCCAUCGAGGAGAUGCGGAAGGUGGUCUGUGACCAGAAGCUGAGGCCCAAUGUGCCCAACUGGUGGCAGAGCUACGAGGCCCUGCGGGUGAUGGGCAGGAUCAUGAGGGAGUGCUGGUACGCCAAUGGGGCCGCCAGGCUGACGGCGCUGCGCAUCAAGAAGACUCUGUCGCAGCUCAGCGUGCAGGAGGACAUCAAGAUCUGAGCCGGUGAGCGAGGGAGGGGCACCGCGCCACGAACGCCAAUCCUGCCACUUCAAAACCACAGACUGGAGUCGUCAAGGCCUACCUCACCCUUUCAGCCAAAACUACUGAGCGAGCCGACCGCCCUCCCUGUCCCACAGUCCUCUGCACUGCCCCCUUUUCCUCCCGUCGAUUGGGCAGGGACGUUGUACAGCUCUCUUCUUCGAAAUUCCCUUGAUUCCUGCCUGUCCCCUCCGAGUCGCCUGGUCCCUCCUGGGCUCCGGGUGAGCUGGGAGAAGGACAGAGCCAGAACCGAUCUGCUGUCAAGCGAGGCGGGAGAGCACUCAGAAGAUGUGAAUUUAUAUUAAUUUAUUUUUAAUGAUUUGUUUUGUUUUUGACUGAUUUCCUUGUUUAGGAAUUAUUUUUGUAUUUUGUUUUUCUGGGUCCUGCGAGGCUGGGCAGUACUGCCAAGCCCCUCUCCCCACACACCGUAGAAAUGUGGCCAUCUGGCUGCAAGAAAAUUCUGAUGGUUCUGUUCGGUCGGUUGUGAGCAGGCGGCACAGGGGAGACCCGCCCUCCACGUAUGACAGUGAAACGAGAGUGGUGACGCACGCGAGACAGUGCCAAGCACAAAAUACACAAACUCCCUGCUACUGCCAGGUAAAGUCCUGGGCCUUGGCGCAUUUUGCAGGGCCUGACACAGAUGCUCAUGCAGAAGGCCGGCAUGUACACUACAGGUAGUGAAUGGGCGCGCUGGGUAUUAUAAUGGCACGCGGUUUGUGCAGAGACGUAGCUAAGGCUUGUGUAGCAUUGAGGGGGGGGGGUCUCCGUUGUGCGCCCCUGUCUGGGAGGUGUUCUGGGGGAUUCAGAGCCCCUGCUGCCACCCCUGGCCCAUACCUCUGACGUGCAGUCCCUCUAGCCUCAACCUUGAAGAACCUGACACAACUCGACAGGGUAUUGUGUAGUUCCUAAGUCUCGAACCCUCAUUACACUACCAUGCACCUAAUGAAGUUGUGUCCUGGGUUUCAUCUGACUUUAAGGUGCAUCUUUAACAAGUGUUUGGUUUCUCUUGGGUGGUGGUAGGGUGAUCGCUGGGCACCCACACCCAUCUGAUCACUUGAGCCAAACCACAGAGUGGCGCCCCCCCAGAGGCCAGACCUGAGAGAUGCACCAAAAUGUGCAGCAUCACUAAAGUAAAGGGCCAGAAGUUCUGCAGAUCUGUGCAUCAGUGCUGGAGGUUAAUCCCCACGGUGCCUGCAGAUUGCUGCUGCAGUGUAGCAGUUUUGCUUUCUUGGGAACACGGUGGUCAAGACGAGAGGUUUGCAUGGUGACGAGCUGUUUGAACUGAGGGUCCGGAAGGGCUCUGAAACGGUGGGGGAUCCCGGCCAAGCAUGAUCAUUUCAUUGUUUCAGUUUUGUUUCUAGGGGACAGUAAGACCUUUAAAGUUCGUGAGUCUACACGCGGGUCAACUUUGAGAGUCAGAUUUCCAGGGCUUGUUCCUUUCGGAUUGAGCAGGACCUGUAUGAUCCGUUUUCUUAGUGUCCUAGACUUCCGGUUAUAUUUCUGCAGCUUGAUUAUAGACCUGUCUGCCACUAUAAAUCGGAGACUGAUGAUUGAUGAAUCUGAUUGCUGCCCCUGCUCAUUCUGACAGGAGCCAGAUUGUUUCGGCCGACUGAAUGGUACGGGACCUUUUAAGUCUGGCCUUGAGUUUUUGGGUUUUCCUUUUCAAACUUCUAAAAAUGUGAAAUUAAAUAAACACCCAGUGCUAUUGAGAUGGAAAAGAGACACUUUAGUUGGAACUCGUGUAGAGGGGGGAAAUCAUCCUGAGUUAAAGCGUGUCAUUUUUCCAGCCUUUGUAUCCCUCAGUGAGGAACUGAUCUGUGCAGUUUUGACAGACACUUUGGUUUUCAGUCGGUGUUCCUAGGGAACUCCAUGCUUCUGCUGGAUUUUGUACCAGCUGACCUGCUUAUUACUUAAUUGACACUUAAUUUAACUUUAUUCACUUUUCUCUCAAGUCGCACAUUGAACAUUGCAAUUUUUUUGACACUGAGAAAGGUCAUUAAACUGGUGAUCCAGCAGACUGUCGACAUGGAUACAGGUUGAAAGACUAACUCUUGUGGGGAAGCUUGGUUUUCAGUUCUCAACAAGAAGAAACACUUUUAUGGUGCAAAGCUGCAUAUGUUCCGCUUCAGGCUGUUUGCCUCCCAGUGUUGAGUUCGAACUGGAUGCUGAGGGGUCAGGAGAAUUGCAGUUGGGUUGUGUUCUGAGAACUGUGUCAUCUGAUGAUCUCCCUCGUAAGUCUCUGACAGCACUCCUGCAGCCCACCUGUCCCUGACCUGCCCACCUCGCUGUGAUAUGUUAAUACACUACUGACGAGCCCACCCAGUUAUUGCAAACCCCACCCACUUGCCUUUAGCUGCCCAGUUAUCUGACUCCGCCCACUUUUCCCUGACUGCCCUGCGGUGUGAGUGACACCUCUGGUCACCAUCUCUAUACCUCCUCUAUAUGCAAACUGUACAUAAGUUGUAAAGUAUUAUGUUUUUUGGGGGAAGGAGGUUGAUGUGGAUAAUUCUUAUGAUGAUGAUGUGAUUGUUUUGUUUUUAAUUUUAUUUUUUGAAACACUAGUUUUUCUUUUUAGAAAAACAAAGCAAAUCUGCUGUAAUUUUUGUACAUUUUAUUUUUUUUAAUGAUUUUAUGGGGUAAACUUGAAGGUACUGUUAAUCUCAGAAAUUUAAAACGUCUCUCUCUGAUUUGUAAUUUUUUUUCCUUCUUUGUAAGAUUUAAUACCUGCUGUUGUUUUUUGUAACUAGACACCAUACAGCUCCAGGUAGUAAAGUGAAAGGAGCCUUGUAUAUAUCCAUUUUAAUCACAGCCAUUGUAGCAAGCCUAUCAUUCCCGAAAGAUAAAAAUGUUCCUUUCUCGGAUCUCCAGAAACCUUCCCAGCUCAAGUCCUAGGGCUCAGGCAGCGGUCUGGGAUUUUGAUCCUACUCCUACGCCAGAAUGGAAACACCUUCCACACACAGAAGUUCUGUGUGUUUGGGAGCAAAUGACCUCCAGCACAACCUUCACUUCACUGGGAUCCUUCAAGACACAUUCAGAAUUCGCUUGUAAAGGAACUGAAAGAGGAACUAGAACUGUAGAUGGGGGUGGUUUGCAGAGGGCUGUAGAGAUGCAAGGAGAGGAGCUGUCAGCACUGGCACCUGCAUCUCAUCAGCCUUUGCCAAGUCCUCAAUUUGAGCCAGUGGUACACAUAAUGGGUAUUGAACCUGCAACCUCCUAGUGCUGUGCCCCAAGUUGCUGGCCCAGCAGAAGGAGCCAGGUUAGCCCCAGCCUCUUUGUGACCCGUUGCCUGCCAGGCUCUUAAAUCUGCAGCACUCCCAGCCACACCCAGAGCAGCUUUCAUCUCGAGAGGAAGACAAAGGAGGCCUCUUCCCAGUGCAGAUUUUAGUAUCAGGGGAUAAGUGCUGGUGGGGCUCCAUCCAAACCCCAGGCCUGCUCGGUUUCUCUCUGGGACUGGAGCUGGGAAAUGGGUUCCGAUCCUUGGAAUUCCGUUGAUGUCACACGCUUUGGUGUUGGAUGGCUGUAUGGAUAGACUUGGCCCUCUCUCGGCUCGCACGGAGUGGUGCAGUGCUGAAGGAACUGAAAAGAAUGUAGCAGUUCCGGUCUUUACCCAGGGUUUCUGUACUCGACGCCACAGCAAAGUGCGGGAUGUAGAAAUGCAUUGAACUGAACAUGUAUUUAUAUAUCUGUGUGUGAAUACUUUGGUUUUUUUAAAGAAAACGAAUCGUGCAAACCACUGCAGAAGCUU
Messenger RNA from Lepisosteus oculatus (spotted gar), 5426 nucleotides. It is a transcript of the gene acvr1ba, whose product is annotated as activin A receptor type 1Ba. Gene Ontology annotation, biological process: protein phosphorylation; cellular response to growth factor stimulus; activin receptor signaling pathway. Gene Ontology annotation, molecular function: activin binding; ATP binding; activin receptor activity, type I. Gene Ontology annotation, cellular component: plasma membrane; activin receptor complex. NCBI's taxonomy places the organism in Eukaryota, Metazoa, Chordata, Actinopteri, Semionotiformes, Lepisosteidae. The record is from RefSeq and is a predicted model, not a curated record.